AUGCCGGCCGUCUCGAGCUAUCGGGAGGCCGGUGACCGAUCGGAGCGGCGGUGCCCAACGGCCAGCGGUCGGGGAUCGAGCAUGUCGCGUUCGGCGAUCCCCAAGGGAGCGUCGGCGCCGGAGGGUGAUGCGUCGCCGUUCGACGCGAUGAGGCUGCUGCCGCUGGAGGUGGGCGGGGACUGCGAGACGUGGCUGUGCGCGCCGGAGGAGGUGCGCGGCGGGCUGGAGUGCUGGCCGGUGGACAUCGACGACGACGGGGACUCGUUCGACGACACGGAGUCCGUCAGCAGUGUGUCGGUGGAGUGCGGGGAGUUCGAGCACCUCAUGGACAUCGCGAGCUGGGAUGGGCCUGGCAGCGACGGGGAGGACGACCAGCUGGUGUUCCCCAUGGACUGCUCUUCGGACGACAUGGUGUGGCUGCUGGGGGGCAGCGAGGACCGGCCGCGCGCCCCAGGCUCCAACGUGGACCUACUGUUCCCCGCGGGCUGCAGCGACAUGGACAAGGACUGGCUCACUCGGGCGGCCAGCCUGUCGGACAUGGACUGGCUGGUGCCCGCGCAGGACGGCCAGAAGUUUCUGGACUCGCAGGAGUCGUUUUGA
This is a messenger RNA of Ostreobium quekettii, 600 nucleotides long. NCBI's taxonomy places the organism in Eukaryota, Viridiplantae, Chlorophyta, Ulvophyceae, Bryopsidales, Ostreobiaceae. The record is from the annotation of a GenBank genome assembly.